CUUUUUUUCUUGUAUCCUCUAAAAUUUUGGUAUAAUUGUUUUACUUUCCUUGGGUGAUUUAAAGAUGAAUAUUCAGUCUUGUGCCAGAUGUGGAUUCAGUGUUUAUCCCGCAGAGAAGAUUAAUUGUAUAGAUCAGACAUGGCAUAAAGCCUGCUUUCACUGUGAAGUCUGCAAGAUGAUGCUAACUGUAAAUAACUUUGUUAGCCACCAGAAAAGGCCUUACUGUCAAACACAUAAUCCAAAAAACAAUACAUUCACAAGUGUUUUUGAGACUCCAAUAAAUAUGAAUGUGAAAAAACAAUCUGAAGCAGUGAGUGAGAUUAAAUAUCGAGAAGAGGGUGAGAGAUUCAAAUCUGUUUUUCAUUGGAAUAUGAAAUCAAGUGACAUCCAAACUACACAGAAAAUGCAGCAACUAAAUCAGGUAAAAACAUCCCAUGCUGCUUAUGAAGAAGGAAAAUCCUGGUACUCCGAGACUAUCCCAGAUCCAGAAAUGGUCAGGAUUGCUCAAGCACAGAAAACUUUCAGUGAUCUGAAGAAUACAGAGGAAUCUGAAGAACACAAGGGUAAAGGCAGCUUUCCUGCUUUGAUAACUCCAGCUUAUCAGAUAGCCAAGAGAGCCACUCAACUAUCCAGUGAUGUAGAGUAUAAACGAGGCCAUGAUGACCGUGUUUCCAAAUUCAUCGGUGUUGUAGAUACUCCAGAUAUAGUUCAUGCAAAGGCUGGAAGCCACAUCACAAGUGAUUUAAAAUACACAGAAGAGUAUGAGCAACAGAGAGGAAAAGGCAGUUUUCCUGCAAUGAUUACUCCAGCCUAUCUGAUAGCUAAAAGAGCUAAUGAACUAGCAAGCAAUGUUAAAUAUCACCAACAAUACGAAAAAGAGAUUAAGGGAAAAGCAAGUCAUUCUGUUGGUGCUUCAAAAGAAAAUGUAGAUCAGUUUAAUCAGGAUUAUAUGGAUGAUUACGAAGAGCACAGAGGGAAAGGAAGCUUUCCUGCUAUGAUUACCCCAGCAUAUAAAAAUGCAAAGAAGGCCAAUGAAUUGAUUAGCGAUAUAAAAUACAAGAAGGACUUUUCAAAUAUGAAAGGAGCAGCCCACUUUCAUUCUCUCUCAUCCCAAGAAAACCUGGUUCUUAAACAAGCCCAGGAUACUAAUAAGCUAUACAGUGAGGUGGAAUACAAGAAGGAUCUGGAGAACAGCAAAGGACACAGUAUCAACUACUGUGAGACUCCUCAAUUCAGGAAUGUUAGCAGGCUCUCAAAAUACACCAGUGAUCUCAAAUACAAAGAGCAUUACCAGAACCAGAAAGGUCACUAUGAAGGUGUUGGCUUGGACCAGCGUACCCUGCAUGCCAUGAAGGUUGGAAGUCUGGCAAGCAAUAUAGCUUAUAAAUCAGACUAUACACAAGAUGAUGUUGACUACAAUUACCCAGCGACACUCACUCCUUCAUAUCAAACAACAAGGAAGCUGGUCCCUUUGAAAGAUGUAAACUACAGACAAAAUAUAGAUAAGUUGAAGUAUAGCUCUGUUACCUGUACACCUCAGAUCAUUCAAGCAAAAAUCAAUGCACAGCAGCUUAGUGAUCUAAACUAUCGAGCUCAGUAUGAGAAAACCAAAACACAUUAUACUCUGCCUCAGGAUGUACCACAGUUAGUCAAGGCUAAAGCCAAUGCAGAACUAUACAGUGAGAUUAAGUACAAAGAAGGCUGGGAGAAGAGCAAAGGCCAAGGCUUUGAAAUGACUUUGGAUUCCAUGUCUUUGCUGGCUGCCAAGGCAUCACGAGAUCUUGCCAGUGAUAUUAAAUAUAAAGAAGAAUAUGAGAAAACAAAAGGUAAAGCAAUGGCAAACAAAGAUUCCAGACUUUUGCACUCUUUGCAGGUAGCCAAGAUGAGUAGUGAGGUUGCAUAUAAAAAGGACUUUGAGAAGAGUAAAACACAUUUCCACUUGCCGCUGGACAUGAUAAACUUGGAGCAUGCCAAAAAGGCCCAAGCUCUGGCUAGUGACCUUGAUUAUAGGAAGAAACUCCACGAGUAUACAGUGGUUCCAGAAGACUUAAAGACACAGUGGGCCAAAAAGGCCUAUGGGCUACAGAGUGAGCUUCAGUACAGGACAGACCUGACAUGGAUGAAAGGAGUUGGGUGGAUAGCAGAUGGAAGUCUUAAUAUAGAACAAGCCAAGAAAGCAGGAAAACUUAUCAGUGAGAAAAAGUACAGACAGAAAGCUGAUGCUCUUAAGUUCACAAGUGUGGCAGACAGUUCCCAGAUCAAACAUGCGAAGAAAAGCCAGGAACUGCAGAGUGAUAUUACAUACAGAUCAGCAAAGGAGAAUUUUCUUCAUAAUUACACCAUCAAUAAAGAUGAGCCACUUUUCAUACAGGCCAAAAUAAAUGCAGCAAAUAUUAGUCAGAAACUUUACAAAAGUAGCUGGGAGCACCAGAAGGAGAAAGGAUUUGAACUUCAUCUUGAUGCAAUACCAUUUCUGACAGCUAAAGCAAAGAGAGAUCUGGCAAGUGAUGUAAAAUAUAAGGAGAAUUAUGAGAAAUCUAAAGGGAAGUUGAUAGGGGUAAAAGAUGUGAGCAAUGAUUCACAGAUGGCUCACAUGCUCCAUAUGUCAAAGGUGCAGAGUGAUCUGGAAUAUAAAAAGGCAUUUGAGAAUGUAAAGACCCAUUAUCAUGUGUCCAUGGAUAUGAUCAAUCUUGUCCAUGCCAAGAAAGCUCAGGAUCUAGCCACUGGGAGGGGAUACAAGACAACCUUGCAUCGUUACACGGCCUUGCCUGCUGACAUGAAAGUGGAAUGGGCCAAGUGGGCCUACGGCUUGCAGAGUGAUAACCGAUACAGAGCAGAUUUGAACUGGAUGAAAGGAGCUGGAUGGAUCGCCACUGGGUCAUUAAAUGUGAAGCAGGCUAAGAAGGCAGGAGAACUCAUUAGUGAGAAGAAGUACCGUCAGCAUCCAUACGCUUUGAAGUUUACCAGUAUUAAAGACACUCCUGAGAUGAUCCAGGCUAGAAUUAGUUAUAACCAGGCUGUGGAUAGAUUAUACAAGGAGCAUGGAGAGAACAUAAAACAUCAUUACACCCAAACAGCAGAGCUGCCUGAGGUCCUUCAAGCUAAACAGAACAGUUUAAAUAUCAGUGAGACUCGCUACAAGGAAUCCUGGAGCAAGAUACGAGAUGGUGGUUAUAAACUGAAAUUGGAUGCUAUUCCUUUCCAGUCAGCAAAGGCUUCCAGUGAAAUUAUAAGUGAUUACAAGUACAAAGAAGCAUUUGAGAAAACAAAAGGACGGAUGAUUGGCUCAUGUGGCUUAGAAGAUAUUAACAUUUCUCACUCAGUACAUGCAGCUGUGCUACAAAGUGAUGUAAAUUACAAGAAAGGUUUUGACGAUCUGAAGAGUCAGUUCCACCUUCCAUUAGACAUGGUGAACUUUGUACAUGCCAGAAAAGCCCAAUCUUUGGUCAGUGAUCAGCAGUACCGGCAAUUGCUGCAUGAUUAUACAUCCCUGGAUGAAGAUGUUCGACUGCAGUGUGCCAAGAAAGCAUAUAAACUACAGAGUGAGAAUUUAUACAGGUCUGACUUGAACUUUAUGAGAGGAGUUGGCUGCAUUACACCAGGGGCCUUAGAGAUUGAAGCAAAGAAGAAAGCUUCUGAACUCAUCAGUGAGAGUAAAUACCGUCAGCAGCCGAAUUCCUUCAAGUAUACAUCGGUGACAGACUCUCCUGGCCUCCUUCAUGCAAAAUUCAGCAAUAUGAUUGCUAAUGAGCGCCUGUACAAGGCAGCGGGAGAGGACAGUUUGCAUCACUACACCCCAACUUUGGGUCUGCCUGAAUUUACCAGGGCAAAAAUAAAUGCAAUCAAUUUCAGUGAUGCAAAAUACAAGGAAUCUUGGCAUAAUCUCCGUGCUCAAGGCUAUAAGCUGACAAUGGAAGCAAUUCCUUUCCAGACUGCCAAAGCCUCAAGAGAAAUUGCUAGUGAUCUUCAGUACAAGCAUACCUUUGUAAGGGAGCGAGGAAAGCAUAUUGGUGCCAGAAGCAUUAGGGAUGAUACCAAGUUGCUACACUGCUUAUAUGCUGCUAAGUUACAGAGUGAGCAGGAAUACAAGAAAGGAUCUAGAAAAAUCAGUUCUCAGUACAACCUGCCUUUGGAUAUGGUGAACCUAGUUCAUGCCAGGAAGGCUCAAAACUUAGUGAGCGAUCAGGAAUACAGGAAGAGAUUGCAUGAAUAUACUGUGCUCCCUGAGGAUUUGAAGAUGCAGUGGGCAAAGAGAGUUCACCUGCUGCAAAGUGAGUAUCGCUACAAAUCAGACCUGAACUUCAUGAAGGGAAUUGGCUGGGUGGCUCUGAGAUCCCCUCAGAUAGAAAAUGUGAAGAAGGCUGGAGAACUCAUCAGUGAGACAAAAUAUCGUCAAAAACCAAAUAGUCUAAAGUUCACAAUGGUGACGGACUCUCUGGAUUUCAUCCAUGCUAAGAAUAGCUACAUUCAGUGCAAUGAACGGCUAUACCGAGCUAGAAACUUGGAAUCUAGACACAGAUAUACUCUUCCCCCUGACCAUCCCGAUUUCAUACGGGCACGCCUCAAUGCACUUCAUAUCAGUGACAAACUCUAUAAAAUGUCUUGGGAGCAGACACGGGCGGCUGCUUAUGAUUUUAGAUUGGAUGCCAUCCCUUUCCAGACUGCCAAGGCUUCCAGAGAAAUUGCUAGUGAUUUCAGAUACAAAGAGACCUUUCAGAGGAAUCGAGGACAACAGAUUGGAUUUCGCAAUGUGAAUGAUGACCCCAAAAUGAGACAUUUCCUCAAGAUGGGUCACCUCCAGAGCGACAACCAGUACAAGAGGGAUUUUAUCAGAAACAGAGUGCAUUUCAAGAGUCAAAUCGAUCAGCCAGGAUUUAUCCAUGCAAAGAAAAGUCAGCAGUUGAUAAGUGAUGUCAACUACAGGCAGCACCUGCAUCAGUAUAUCUGUGACCCAGAGCAACUGAAUCUGAAGCAUGCCAAAAAGGCCUACAAACUCCAGAGUGAUAUUAAGUACAAAUCUGAUCUAAACUGGAUCAAAGGCAUUGGCUGGACUCCUCCAGGUUCUCACAAAGUAGAAAUGGCCAGAAGGGCUGCUGAACUUGCAUAUGCUCAGGAACAUCACCCUCAAGGAAUGUUGAAUCAAUGUGAUCCAGAGACUGAGCAGGCAAAAGUAGAAGGAUCCCAACAAGUCAGAAUCAACCCAGAUGCAGCAGAGAUUCUUCAAGUCAAGCGAAGAAAAAUGCAGUUAAUGAAAAAAUAAAUCGGGACAUGGACA
This is a messenger RNA of Heteronotia binoei (common prickly gecko), 5275 nucleotides long. It is a transcript of the gene NRAP, whose product is annotated as nebulin related anchoring protein. The transcript has 42 exons. Gene Ontology annotation, biological process: cardiac muscle thin filament assembly. Gene Ontology annotation, cellular component: Z disc. Lineage: Eukaryota; Metazoa; Chordata; Lepidosauria; Squamata; Gekkonidae. Bases 65 to 5260 code for a protein of 1731 amino acids. The record is from RefSeq and is a predicted model, not a curated record. Gene Ontology annotation, molecular function: actin filament binding.